AGGAAAGUUGCAACAUGUUUAAUGUACAUUCAAUUUCAAUAAUUAACUUUCACUUUAUGACUCAAUGAGCAAAGUGGUAAUUUUUCAAAUUAGGACAAAAACAGGACUUUUACAAUAAUAUUAUAGUUUUAUUUAUUUAUACAAUAAUGUACAUGUUUUCAGCUUCUCAGCUGAUAGAUAUUCAUCAGUUCAGCUUCUAUAUUUGACUUUACAGGUCAAACAAUUGUUGACAUGGCUGUUUGUUUGCAUUUAAAAUUGAGCACGAGAGAGGGAGAAAGAGUGACAGAAGACUGACCAAUUUGAAACUGAAUUAAAUACAUUCUGGCCCCAUAGAAAUAUAUGUCAUAUGCUACUUUCAAUGCUUUAAAAAGUAUGAUUUACUUGCAGAGUGAGGGCAGUGCAGAGUUGAGGAUAGUGCAGAGUGAGGACAGUGCAUUUUGGGAUGGUGUGAUGUGAGGAUGGUAAGGGGAGGUGCUUGCAUUGCACUUGAUAUGAGCUGGAAAACCUCAUGUUUCUUCACAGUUUGUCCGAAAGCUUGACUGCUUAAACCUUUUUAGAAAAAUGUCUGACGAACUCUCCAGAGCUGCUGCCCGUGGAGAGAUAGAUAAAGUGUUGGAAUUGCUGCAAAAUGGAGCAGAUGUUAAUGGAUUUAAUCAAUACAAAAGGACUGCACUGCAGGUGGUGAAUUGGGCCUGUCCCGAUGUGGUGGAGGCGCUUCUCUCCGCGGGGGCAGAAUUCAACAUCCGGGACCCUGUCCUGAGGCUCACCCCGCUGCACGACGCAGCGCGCGCCGGUUACAUCGGUUCUGUGCAGAAGCUCGUGCUAUACGGCGCAGAUGUAAACCUGUGUGAUGAGAUCGGUAACCUUCCGCUGCACCUGGCCGCCAUGGAGGGAAACCUGGAGGUGAUCCGGCUGCUGAUCGGUCGCACCGCAGACCCCCGGGCCCGCAGCGCGGAGGGAUGCACCGCCGGGCAGCUGGCGCACCUGCACCAGAAGAUAGAGGCGGCCAAAUACAUCGAGGAUUAUUUGAGGUCAAACUAAAGGACGAAGCAGAGGAAGAUGAUGAAGAUGAUGAAGAUGAAUCAGUAUUCAGUAUUUCUGCUGAUUCUUUUCUAAAAAAAAAUUGAUUAAAACAAAACAAUCAACUGCAAUUGGGAAAACUUUAUACAUUUGCAUCUCCUGUUUUGAGAGAAACGGGAGACUGGACACAUGUUUGUAAUAAACAAAAAGUGCUCUUAAAUGCACCAUGAUUUAUUCUCAUCAAGAUAUAUUUUAUUUGGUCUUUGGCCUCAUACAACCAGACAACUUUACAGGAAGUUAUGUGCUCCAAAAACUUGUUUGUAAGCAGCGGGAAGUUUCACUUUUGCUGUUGUGUAGCUAUCAUAUGAGGAGGCCUGCAUUAGUGCAUUAUUUAGCAAAUAGGACAUUAGUUCCUAUUUUCUAAUUUGAUCCAUUUAGCUUAGUCCCUUCCCAUCAAAUAAUAAGUUAUGUCCAUUGAGUUACCACCUAAAAUCUAUUCAAUUGUAAUCAAACAGCACUUUCCUGUCUUAUAAAGCAUGUAAUGUAAUGUAACCCCAUUUCAAAGAAGCAUGAAUUCAACUCAUGUUAUCAAUGGUAGGAUACAUGUUGUUUAAAAAUGUGACCCUGACAUUUUUAUUACCCCUGUAUUGAAAAUCAUGAAAUGAACAAAGAACAAACGUGUUAACCCCACUCUCUCCUAUACUUUCUCUGCUGGUAGAGUAAUGUGAAUGUAAAAGCUAAACAUAUAUCAAAUGCAUAAACAAUCUGACUUAA
This is a messenger RNA of Trematomus bernacchii (emerald rockcod), 1794 nucleotides long. It is a transcript of the gene cdkn2c, whose product is annotated as cyclin-dependent kinase inhibitor 2C (p18, inhibits CDK4). Gene Ontology annotation, molecular function: protein binding. The coding region runs from base 562 to 1041 and encodes 159 amino acids. NCBI's taxonomy places the organism in Eukaryota, Metazoa, Chordata, Actinopteri, Perciformes, Nototheniidae. The transcript is spliced from 3 exons. The record is from RefSeq and is a predicted model, not a curated record.